AUGCAAAAUGUACGAGGUCGGGCUCGGAUGCUGGGACGACGUCAUGCUCGAGUGCAUUUCAAUCUGGGUGGUAGACUUAGACCAUCGACAUCACAUGAAACUUUCCCGGAAGAUACAACCCGUGACUGUAUUUUAAAGCAAAUUUUAGCUCGUAUUAAAAAGUCGGAAGGAGAAUUAUCCAGUUGUAGAAUUCGAACAAACGAACUAUUAAAUAUCCCAGAGGACUCAUUGACUGCUGCUCGAAUUAAUCACGAGCAAUAUCUGCUCGAUGAUCUUAUUGAUUAUAUUGAAUCUUUGGCUAGCAAUGAAAUGAACUUCCAAAUUAUCACAGAUAAAGAUAAUCAACGAUGGUAUGCAAAACGAUUAAAACGUAGUUUGUUAAACUGGAUUGCACGCAAUGAAACAGAACUUCAAGAGAUCGAUGCAUUGGAAAAUCGAAUAAUGAAGCGUUAUUCGCAAAUAAGCUAUGAAAACAAAUUUCUGCAGCGCAUGUUCAAAGAUAUGAAAUGUUUCACAAACAAAAUUAGUGAUAGUUUUAAAAGUAUGGAAAUAUCGUCCGAAGUGACAUCUAUUGACACAAGCAAAACACAAAGCUCAUCAUGA
Messenger RNA from Brugia malayi, 603 nucleotides. RefSeq lists its product as uncharacterized. The record is from RefSeq and is a predicted model, not a curated record. The transcript has 5 exons. Bases 1 to 603 code for a protein of 200 amino acids. Lineage: Eukaryota; Metazoa; Nematoda; Chromadorea; Rhabditida; Onchocercidae.